AUGCGAGUAGUUAUAGCUAAUCGUGGCGAAAUCGCUAUCCGUCUUAUAAAGGCGUGUAAAGCGCAUCCGGACCUGCGGCAUAAACUACAAGUCGCCUCUACAUCCCUCGCGCGUUUGGUGAAGUAUAAGUCGGCUGGAACUGUAGAAUUCUUGGUUGACGACAAGACGGGCAAUUUCUACUUCCUCGAGAUGAAUACGAGGCUACAGCUGACAAAGAUUGUUCUCGUGAAAUUUCAAGAUGUCGUAUCCGGCAACACUACCACUGGAAUACUUGACCACUUCAAUUACCAGUUCUGCGGCUUAGAGUUCAAGGAUGGUGGACUCUACACCACUGUACAGGACUUUCCCGGCCGGCCCCACCGGGAAAGCGGCGUUCCUGUUUCCGGCCCAAUGGAUGCUCUGUCAUUUCGAAGGCCCUAUGAUACUAAAGAGUUCAUCACAUCAGAGGGAAGACAGCGGUUCUUCGAGACAAAGUGGAAGGUAGCUUUCAAUUCAAGCCGUGGUGGCAUUCGACUAGAUGGACCGCCUCCCGAAUGGUCUCGGGAGAGCGGCGGCGAGGGUGGCAGUCACCCAAGUAAUAUGCUAGGCUACGGAUACCCGCUGGGGGCUAAGCUUCACAGGUGA
Parascedosporium putredinis is the source of this 624-nucleotide messenger RNA. NCBI's taxonomy places the organism in Eukaryota, Fungi, Ascomycota, Sordariomycetes, Microascales, Microascaceae. The record is from the annotation of a GenBank genome assembly.